AUGAAGAAUCUUUCGGUUGUGCUUUUGUUCGCUUUUGUUGCCUUUGGAGGGGCUUUCUUGGGUCCUGACAUUCCGGGUGUUUUUCGUGCAGCACGAAUUGUACCCAAUGUCAUUCCCGUAGCACCCACGCGACAACUUGAGGUCAUCUACGGGACCUUCAAUCGCGUCUCACUGGGCGAGGAACUCAGCCCUGCUGCUGUGCGCAAUUCCCCGAAUGUAGUGAAGUGCAUCCUGUGUGGCAUUCGCCUCACUGGCUUCUACACCCUCGUCCUCAUUGAUCCCGAUGCUCCACGUCCUGACAACCCCUUUGAGGCGAACUUCCUGCAUCACAUGGUUGUCAAUGUGCCAGGACAUCGCUUUGGGUUUGGGCUCCACAUGGGUGAGACGGUGGCUGAGUACGUGGGUACGCAACAAUCUCAGAGCACAGCCUUUCAUCGCUACAUCUUCCUACUCUACCAACAACCCACUGGACGGAGGCUCUUCAAUGAGCCACGCAUUAAUGCCACUGAGACGGCACUACGACGCAACUUUGCCCUCGACACUUUUGUCUCCAAGUAUGGCCUCCAGCUCGUUGCUGGGAACUUCUUCCAAGCCAAUCCUGCUGCCUAA
This is a messenger RNA of Lutzomyia longipalpis, 609 nucleotides long. Its product is annotated as protein D3-like. The record is from RefSeq and is a predicted model, not a curated record. NCBI's taxonomy places the organism in Eukaryota, Metazoa, Arthropoda, Insecta, Diptera, Psychodidae. Bases 1 to 609 code for a protein of 202 amino acids. The transcript has a single exon.